Molecule: messenger RNA, 285 nt
Organism: Strongylus vulgaris
Lineage: Eukaryota; Metazoa; Nematoda; Chromadorea; Rhabditida; Strongylidae
Source: the annotation of a GenBank genome assembly
AUGUGGUUGCGACCAAUGGCUGCGAUACCCACUGUCAAAGAUAAAAAAGAGAAGAGGAAUGAGGCUCUCACCACAGCAAUUUUGAAGGAUAAGACAAACCGUCUAAUAGUUGAUCAAAGCGAUAAAGAUGACAACUCCAUCAUUGCUCUUAGUCAAGAUAAGAUGGAUGAAUUGGCACUUUUCCGUGGAGACACGGUAGUGCUGAAGGUAAGGCACUCUGCUUCUACGAUGAGAUCAGUCAUUUUAGUUUCUCGAAUUGGUAUUGAUCCGUUCUACGAAUUUUAA